Messenger RNA from Scylla paramamosain (green mud crab), 2056 nucleotides. RefSeq names its product acylglycerol kinase, mitochondrial-like (gene Mulk). Gene Ontology annotation, cellular component: cytoplasm; mitochondrion; membrane. Gene Ontology annotation, biological process: phosphorylation; ceramide biosynthetic process; sphingosine biosynthetic process. The transcript is spliced from 10 exons. Gene Ontology annotation, molecular function: ATP-dependent diacylglycerol kinase activity; acylglycerol kinase activity; ceramide kinase activity. The record is from RefSeq and is a predicted model, not a curated record. The coding region runs from base 262 to 1617 and encodes 451 amino acids. NCBI's taxonomy places the organism in Eukaryota, Metazoa, Arthropoda, Malacostraca, Decapoda, Portunidae.
AGUCUAGAGCGAUCCCGAAUCAUCUUCUCCCGAAUGAGAUGAAAGGGCUGUUGGAAGCAUGUAAACAACACCCUGCCGGGCCGCGCGGUGCUUGCUGCUUCUCCCUCAUCAGGUGACAGCAUUGCACCGUGAUUUCUCAGUUAUCUCCCACAACAUCUGAUAAAACAAAGUUUUCCUGCUCAUUUCAAACUGACUAGUCUGCUAUGAACAGAAAAGAAAUAUUGAAGUUGUAGAAGCAAGGAAGAGUUGAACGGAGUUAGUAUGGCAAGGCUGAUUAGAAUCUUCCAGACCCUGAGAAGGCACAAGAAGAAAACGGUGUUCUUCUCUGCCGUGCUUGGUGGUGGUCUGAACUAUGCUCAUGAGAAAUACAAGGAGAACAACAUGAUGCGAGAGCUGUGUCAGGAAGCCAUGAGCUAUGGGGAGAUGUCUCGGCCCCUUGGGGAGCCUGACCGGCACAUUACAGUGCUCCUGAAUCCUGCUGCACAGGAUGGGAAGAGCAAGGCUGUGUUUGACAAGUACUGUGCUCCAUUGCUCCACCUGGCUGGCCUGAAGGUCGCAGUGGUGCGGACAGAGCAUGAGGGCCAGGCGAGGGACCUAAUGGCCAUCAUGGAGAAGACCAGUGGUGUGGUGGUGGCUGGUGGGGAUGGCACCCUGGCUGAGGUACUGACGGGCCUCCUUCGCCGUCCUGAUCACAUAGAGGCAUCACGCAAGUUCCCCAUUGGUAUACUGCCCCUGGGAAGCACCAACACUGCAGCCUCUGCCAUCUGGGGCUUCACAGGAGCAUCAAAGCCAAUACACCUUGCAGAAGCCACCAUGGCUGUUGUGAGGGAUUUGCGGAGACCCCUUGAUGUUAUGGAAAUUACUCCACAGAAGGCAACAGGACAGGAAGAGACACCACAGCCUGUGUUUGCUGCCUCUGAGGUGGUAUGGGGAGCCCUAAGGGAUGCUGCUAUUCGGAAGGACCGCUACUGGUACUGGCCUGGCAUCAAGAAAUACAUGACCUAUGUCUUCUCCUCCUACAAGGACCUUUCCUGGGAUUGUUCAGCUGAGGUGGAGUACAGCUUGCCUUGUUCAGGCUGUUCCAAGUGCUAUGCCCAGAGCCAGCCAGAGGUUAAGACAGCAGACCCCAGUACACAGGAACCAAAAAGACGAUGGUGGAUGAAUUAUCUUCCUCGAACGAAACCAAUUAAAAAAAAGGAGAGUGAUGAACCAGACUACAGCCUCAUCACUAAUGAAUCAUGUGGGGAGCAGCAUCAUCUCUCACUUGGUAGGGCGUCUGAAGUGGUGGUGGCAACAUGCAACACACCGCAGUCUUCCAACACGCCUCCUUAUGCUCUUUCUUUAAGAACAGGUGUGGAGGACAUUGGUGCUAUGGAUUUCAUCAGUGAAGGGUGGAAGAGGGAAUGGAGUGGAGUGAGGAAUUACGUAGAGGAGAGGCUGGUUGGACAGGUCUCUAUCACUCCCACAGCCUCCACCACCAAUGAGCAGGGUGAAGAGAGGGAAUUGAGCAUUGACAGUGAAAACUUUGAGGUUCGCCCUAUGACACUACGACCCCGCCCCAAGGCAGUGACCAUCUUUGCCCCACCUUGCCUUCCACUGGUCCAGGCUGCCUCUUAGCUAAGACAGUAUUUGCUUAUCUAUCUGUUGAGGCCUUGUGUGUAAUCUCAGAAUAAUGUAAAUGUGUAUAUGUGUCACUACCCAAACUUUGAUAGUUUUCUCUCAGAAAAAUUUGUUCUUAUGCAGGUUGUAUGGGCUUAAGUUAAGAGUAUGCAAAUUCAUUUAUACAAUAUUUGACAAAACAAGAUUUGGUAGUGAUUCUCCAUAUAUGUAUGUCUUUUAUCAAUUUACACAUCUAUUUGUACAUAUUAUGUAAAUACAAUAUUUGGUGGCAUGUAAGGUGCAUCCACACAUGAAAUACACCCAUAUUUGACAAGGAUAUAUUGAGGAAAAACACUUUCAUGAAAUCUUAUCAUUGAUUUACUUAAAAGAGAUAUUGCCAGAAGAAAUACAUGUGAAUAUAGAUGUAAUAAUUAUAUGAAAAUCAGUUACAACCUUA